Periophthalmus magnuspinnatus is the source of this 1884-nucleotide messenger RNA. RefSeq names its product leucine-rich repeat-containing protein 74A. The transcript has 13 exons. The coding region runs from base 1 to 1884 and encodes 627 amino acids. The record is from RefSeq and is a predicted model, not a curated record. Lineage: Eukaryota; Metazoa; Chordata; Actinopteri; Gobiiformes; Gobiidae. Gene Ontology annotation, molecular function: calcium ion binding; protein binding.
AUGCUAUCUUUUGAGUCCCUAAGUGUACAAGAUGAAGACUGUGCAUCACCUACUGACGCGAGUUGGGCCCAGAAUGAGUUUGAAACAGACCUAGAGUCAGAGGAAAAUGAAGAUGGCAAUAAGGAAAUGAGCACUGCUGAAGUGUACCUGGAGGCAUGCAGACUGCUGGGUGUGGUGCCAGUAUCUUACUUUUUGAGAACUCUUCGAUCCACAACAGUUAACCUCAGCCACCAUGGGCUGGGGCCUUUGGGCUGCAAGGCUAUUGCUAUUGCCCUUGUGACUGACAUGAAGAUCAACAAACUGGAAUUGGCUGACAAUGGCAUACUGGCUGAAGGAGCCAAAUACGUGGUGGAGAUGCUGAGGGCUAAUUUCACGAUUCAACAUGUGGAUUUAUCUCAAAACAGUCUGCUGAGCACAGGAGCGCAGUAUGUUGCAAACUUGUUACUGGACAAUAUUUCUCUGAAAUCUAUAAAACUGUCAGGAAAUGGUUUUAUCGAUGAGGAUGGCAAAUACUUUGCAGAUGCUUUGUCAACUAACUCCAGGAUAAAGGAGCUGGACUUGAGUCACAAUGAGUUCUGUGGAAAAGGAGGGGAGCACUUGGGACAUCUUUUAGCCAACAAUGAGGGACUUGAGGUGCUGGAUCUAAGUUGGAACUGCCUUCGAAUGAAAGGAGCUGUGGCCCUUUCUGCAGGGCUAAAGGUGAACACAAUGCUGAAACAUCUCGACCUUUCAUGGAAUGGAUUUGGAAAUGAAGGAGCCCUGGCCAUGGGAGAAGCACUCAAAUUCAAUAACACCUUGGUUCACCUCAACCUAAACAACAAUCGUCUGACAAAUGAGGGUGUGGGCAUGCUCUGCAAAGGUCUGGAGUUCAAUGACACACUGCGGGUUCUGCUGCUGUCCUACAACUCUAUAACAGUAGAGGGAGCACUUGCACUGGUCAAUGUAGUGAAGUACUCCCUGAGAAGUGCUUUGGAGGAAAUCAAUAUAAGUAAUGUGCUUGUAAAUGAGAACUUUGUGCACCUGUUGGAGCUGACAUGCCAGGAGCACCCCAGUCUGGAUGUUCAGUAUGGUGGGGUUGGGGGCUUUAUUGCAAAGAAGCCUCCAAAACGUGUGGAUCCCAUGAAAGUCAUCCAGGAUUAUUUGGAUGAGCGUAAGCUGCGUCUUUGGGACUUCUUCCGAAACAUUGACAAAGAUGGCACCAUGAGGGUUCCUGUUGCUGAGUUCCGGAAGGCUGUACAGCAAUCCACCAUUCCUUUGGAUCGGUACCAGAUAGAGGACUUGAUUCAGAGGCUUGACCGUGACAAGACAGGGAUUGUAGACUACAGGGGUCUUGCCGACACUAGAAAACAAAUGAUGAGGGACCACCGCCGCCAUCUGAAGAAGGUUGAGUCCAGGCAGAAGAAGGAGAAGCAGAAGAGUGACCGCAUACUGAAGACCUUCCAGACCGCAGUGGAGGCAGUCACCCCACACGGCUCUAUGGUUAUGUCCCCAGGCACUGGCAAAGAGGACCCUAGCGGCCCCCAGCCCUUCUCCGCCACCCCCCUCAGCUCCUGGCACCACAUUGUCAUGUCCCACAGCAGCCGUUACCUCAGCAAUGACCAUGUCCACCUGCCCAUGCUAGGAAGCAGCACCCACUACCGGCCCACCAGUUCCCCAGCCAUGAGGUCCUACUCGCAGCCCAACCUGCUGGAUGAUUCUCCGCUCAUGUCCAGGGGGAAGUCCAUCUCUGCUCAGGGCGCUCACUCCGACCCAGAGAUGAGCCGGCACUCAACCCUCACCAGAUCCAGACCGGCUCUGAACCCUAAACCACCGGAGGGCAAACCUAAGAAGAAAGGCAAGAAGAAGAAAGUUAAGAAGCGUGUGGAUAAAGACACUAAGAAGUAA